Chlamydomonas reinhardtii is the source of this 2947-nucleotide messenger RNA. RefSeq lists its product as uncharacterized. Lineage: Eukaryota; Viridiplantae; Chlorophyta; Chlorophyceae; Chlamydomonadales; Chlamydomonadaceae. The record is from RefSeq and is a predicted model, not a curated record. Bases 431 to 2071 code for a protein of 546 amino acids. The transcript is spliced from 2 exons.
GCCAUAGUCGCACGUCGUGUCCAGCCGAAAGGCAUAGCAGGCACAUUAGAGCUUUUCCCCUAAGCAAGGCAAUUGACAAGGGACUGCGAGGAUCCGGCUGUGCAGGGGACGCGACCGGAUUGGGCACUUUUGCUUUUGAGUCCCUAUAGAAGAGGCGCUCGAGCCCGGUCUACAUAACAAUACAUUUUCACUACCAACUGCUUAUUCUACGUUCAAAGAUCCUACACAAGAGACAACUUCGCGAAGUUUGCGACCGCAGGUCGGCGGCCCCCGCGGCUUGCCUUCCUGCCCUGCAAUUGUUUGUAUUGGGCUAGGGAGCCACAAGAAAGCUCUUACAGCUGUAGGGAAGCCUUAUUCACCGCGCGGACCUUCGCGCAGUCAGCGUACACCGCCAUAGAGGGCUGGACAACUCUUGCGGAAGGCUUAGGUUAUGAGCAAGCUUGCACCGUGUCCAUCUGGUCAGGAGCACCGUCUUGGCCGAAGUCGUUCUGUCGAGGACGUCUGGCGCCACGACGACAAUGGCAGCAGCUGCAUCUGUCAAGAGCAUACUGGCGAGGGUCAGCUGAGCUCCAGCGUUUGCCGGUCCAGCUACUGCGGCGCGUCAUCAGCACGCUGCCAUGAGGCGCACUGUGACUCCGACAGCGACGCUGAGAGCGUGGAGGAUUGGGCGCAAGAGCGGCACUUGUCAUACUACGAGUGGGUAUCGCUGCCGCGGCCGUUGGUUCGGCCGCCAGGGCUGCCCCGUCCCCCACGUCGCAUCGAGUCAGCGCCGUGCUUUCACAAGUGGGGCGCAGCCGCCGCAGUGGCGCUUCAGCAACCGCGGCAGCAGCCAGCGGCAGCAGGCGGAAACACCUGCAGCUGGGCGGAUGACGACGAUGAUGAUGAGGAGCUCGACCUCGGGUCGCUAGCAGACUGGAUGAAGGAGGGACUGGCUGAGCAGGUGGCGUGCUGCACCGCGGCCAACACAGGCGCAGACCGCUGCUGCCAGCCCGCGUCGUCUGUCGAGCGCGCAGGGGCUGAGCUGGAGGCGGAGCCGCAGUUGGAGCCCAGCGCGGCUGCUGCGCCACCUGCAGCGGCGGUCUCUGAGGCCGCAGCCACGGAGGUGCUGUCUGGUAGCAUGGCGCAGCUGCCGCCGCCAGCGCAGCUCCUGCUGCAAGCCGCGCCAGACCUCAUGACCGGCUUCUCCUGCCCGGGCGUGGUGCGCCUGGUGCUGUCGCAGUCGCCGGCCGCGGGUCACGGUAAGGCGGAGGAGGGUGAGGAAGAGGGGGCCGAGGACGCCGGCGAGGACGCGUGCAUCGAGCCCACGAGCCCUGGCAGCUCGGACUGUGGCUGCGGCCUUGACGGCGGCAGCAACCUUGGCCUGGGUAGUGACGGCAGCGGCAGCCGCUGCUGCAGCAGCCUGAGCCUGUCGUCGUGGGACACGGGCGCGCUGACGCGGCACGGCUCGCUCACGGAGGAGGAGGCGGUGCCGGACUGCGACACGUGUGGCCUGCUGUGCGCGGGCGGCUGCUACGCGAGCCACAGCUUCAGCGCCUGCGGGCCGGCCGGUGCUCUGGAUGAGACGGGCCUGACGCGGUCCUGCUCGCCGGGCCCGAGUGGCCUUUGCGCCGCCGCCCACGCUGCCGACAACAGCUGCAUUUGCUACUCAGCAGUGCUCGCCGCCACGACCAAUGUGGUGGUGGAUGUGGCGCAGCUUGAGGCUGCCUGCGGCCAGGCCAGUGCAAUCGUCGCGGCCUCGUGCAGCUGCAUCUACAUGUAUGGCUGUGACGCCUACGGUGCGGCGGCCGCCGUCGCCGUGCCGGCAGCUGACCGGCAGGCGUGCGCAGUGGGCAGUAGCACCGGCUGCGGUUCAAGCUCGUGCACCACCGGCACUCUGGUGUCACCGACGCCCGUGUUGUGCUGGGAGACCAGCGCGUGGGAGCAGCGCAUUGCCGCGCAGCAGCAGCAGCAACUGCUUGCGGCAGCGGCCUGUCCGUCAGAUGCGGUCGAGUGCCCGGUGUGGCUGGAGCCAGCCCUGGGUUUGAUGCUGAGCCAGGUUGUAGCUGAGGCGUUGUGGGGCGAGGACGCAUAAGUGACCAGAGGCGGGCCUUUGGCGGCCGUGGGAGGGGCUGCAAGGAGGAGAGAACCAUCUAUCUACAGAGCGCAUGAGCGAUAGCGUGCGCCUUUUUAAACCCGAUAAGCAAAACGCAGCGUGUUGCAGGGGGUAGCGCGGUGUGUGCGGUGUGGUGUUGGGCGCACGUGCGCAAACGGAAGUGGGCAUGGAUGAGCUGGGGCGGUCGCGUGUCAUAAGGAAUGCAUGUUGUUUGCAGCAUACUGUACAGCGUCUGUGUUUGUGCUCUUGCUUGAUGUUCCUAAUCUACCUAAAUUUGUUGGGAGCAGGACAAGUGGCGCGCAAAUAAGAGCAGGUCUGACAUUCAUUGCGGCGGCUUGAGACAACAGUUGUGCGUUUGUUCUUUGUCUUGUUGACACUGUAUGCUUAGGCAGGCGACACAUAGGUAGAGCUUUCUUUCAAAAGAUGGCAAGUGCAAGUAGCAAUGUCAGCUGUAGUGCAGGUGUUCGUGUGGUGCCGCUUGACUUGUCGUGUCAUGCGUCGUUUCUGCACUACCGCAGUGCACAUGGUAUACAAUCAGCCGCUGGUAGUAAAGUUGACGUGGGGGUUGACUUGAGGAAUACUGAAUCAGCAGUGAAUUGUGUGCGAUCCAAACUAUGGCAUCUGCCGCUGAGGCGUGGCGUGAUCACCAGGGCCGCUUACCGGUACGCGCAAAUGCGCAAUUGGGGUCUUGCGACAAGACUUAAUGCAAGGUGGCCGGCGUUGGCGUGUUUGGUAUGCACCGAAGUUUAGAAGAUGGCUUGCAUAAGGUAUCUGGCCUGGAGCGGCACUGGGUGCUGAUAUCAAGAGCCAAACAGGGUGACAUCCCUGUAAAACGUACUGUAACGUGGACACUGC